UUUCUUAGCUUCCCGGCCUCUGACUCCUCUCCCCUCCCUGGGUUAGGAACCUCCUCCCCGGUGUCACAAGCUGAGGAGGGGCCUGCGGCUCUCCGCCCUCUAUGCUCCCAUCGGCCACACUCCGGACCGGGCGCUGGACAUGGGGCGAUCGGAGAUGGACUUCACCGGGUAACUGCAGCCUUUGGGGCGGGCUGAGGAGCAGCCGAUCCUGCUGCUAGCGGCCGUAGUUUCCAGACUCUUUUUUUAUUUUGUUAAAUUGGUGCUGGUAUGGCCAUGGUGUCUGGGGGCUGGGGAGACCCCAACGGAGACACUAAUGGUGUGGGGAAGGGAUACCCCAGGAAUUCUGAGGAAGAAGAGGCCUCGCCUCAGGGAGGAAUGAGUGACCCCGAGCAGGGUGAUGAAGAACGCCCAGGGAUCCAAGUGGACUGUGUGGUGUGUGGAGAUAAAUCUAGCGGAAAGCAUUAUGGGGUUUUCACCUGUGAGGGAUGCAAAAGUUUCUUUAAAAGGAGUGUCCGCAGGAAUCUCAGUUACACUUGUAGGUCAAACCGAGAUUGUCAGAUUGAUCAGCAUCAUCGAAACCAGUGUCAGUACUGCCGACUGAAGAAGUGCUUCCGAGUUGGCAUGCGGAAAGAAGCUGUCCAGCGAGGUAGAAUCCCACCUGCCCACUCUAGUGCCAGUCCCACUUCUGCUCCGGGAGCAGGCGAGUACUUCAAUGGACAGCCCGUCUCUGAACUGAUCUCCCAGCUCCUGAGAGCUGAGCCAUAUCCAGCUUCCCGCUAUGGGUCCCAGUACGCUCAACAGGGUAGUGUGAUGGGCAUUGAUAAUAUCUGUGAGUUGGCGGCACGGCUUCUCUUUAGCACUGUUGAAUGGUCAAGGAACAUCCCCUAUUUCCCAGAACUUGCUAUGGCUGAUCAGGUCUCAUUGCUUCGACUGAGCUGGAGUGAACUCUUUGUACUUAGUGCUGCUCAGUCUGCCCUUCCACUCCACAUGGCUCCCCUUUUGGCUGCUGCUGGAUUCCAUGCUUCUCCAAUGUCUGCUGACCGAGUCGUCUCAUUUAUGGAUCAGAUUCGUCUCUUCCAGGACCAGGUUGAGAAGCUUAACCGCCUGCAGGUGGACUCGGCUGAAUAUGCUUGUUUAAAAGCUAUUGCACUCUUCACUUCAGAUGCCUGUGGCCUCACAGAUCCAGCUCACGUGGAAAGCUUACAAGAAAAAGCCCAGGUAGCCCUCACAGAAUAUGUCCGAGCCCAGUAUCCCUCUCAGCCCCAGCGCUUUGGGCGUCUCCUCUUACGACUGCCUGCACUUCGAGCUGUUCCUGCAUCACUCAUAUCCCAGCUCUUCUUCAUGAGGCUUGUCGGCAAGACCCCUAUAGAAACACUUAUUAGGGACAUGCUUCUGUCUGGGAGUAGUUUUAAUUGGCCAUACUCAUCUGGUCAAUAGCACCACCAGAUGCUUGAGUGCAAUAAUAUUGACUUGGGCCACACCAUGGAUACUUAGUCUGGUGGUAGGCCUUUGCCUAUUUCUGGAGAUCAGGCUCAACCUCUUUUGCAAGUCACAAGGGCACUUCCAAAUUUUAUGAUGAGAUGUCUACAGACCCAUGAAUUUUCUCUCUGCUGAUAAUUUGCUUGGGUUACAUCAGGGCUAAAAAAAACUUUCUGGCAGAAUACCGCCUACAUUUUCUCAUUUCCUGUAUAGAUAAAUAGUAACCCUUAAUUUUGCUGAGUACUGUAGGAUAUUUUAGAUGUUCUAAAGGUGCCCUAAAAUAUGCUUUAAUCAGCAAGAGUUCCAGAUCACCCCAGGAACUCUGUAUAAACCCAUAAGAAUUUGUAUGCCUCUGACAGUACAGCUUAGUCCACACCUUGUCUACCUCUUGAUCGAACACUAAUUUCCCAGUCAACUGAAGUCAACUGUUUUGUUCUUCUGAAUUCAGCUUCCAGGAAUUUUACACAAUGGAGAGAUGCAGAAGUGUUGAUAUUAAACAUAUUUUAUGGUCACUGAACUCUGUUAAGUCCCGUGUCAGAGAAGUCAAUUUAAAAUCUUCUGGUGUUGAAAGGACUAAAAUAAAAGCUGUUUAUCAGGGGCAUGAUCGUCUUGUAAUAUUACGAAAUCAACUGCCAAUUUUUUAAAAAAAAAUACACAUCUUCCCAUCCAUUUUUUAAUUUGCCCUGAUGUACAGGUCUUUUAAAGGUUUGAAACACUGAAAUAAUACUUAUAGAUUUUAUCUUUUUAUCUUUACUCUGAAAUCAUUUAUUCUGAAAUAUUUUUCUUUUCCUAGCUCUAACCAAAUUGUCUUCUUAACACUUUUUUUGAUACCUGUUAGUGCAAUGUAAGUCACUGUCCUUAUUUACUCUGCAUUUUCUCAGUGUGGGAAAAAAAAUUUCAAUGUUGUCUUCUUUUUUUUCCAAAGAAAAAAAAAAACAUUGAAGGCUCUCAAAUUCCUUCAUAUGAAGCCUUUUUUAUAACUGUAGUAAUAAAUCUUUGGGAGCAAAUCAACCAUGUAAGUUGGAAUUGAAACAGUGCUUGUUGUGCAGUAGAUGGUGCAUUACACGGGUGAGUGCAGGGUCAGCUUUUCUCUAACGGCUAAGAUAAAGGUUUGUCUGGCCUUGCAUCAACACCUCAGAAAAAUCUUUUGCUAUAGUUAACUUGACCACUCUGCAGAUUAUUGAUUAUUCUUUAUGGCCUAUAGUUCUUAUUGCAAUUUUGAGUAUCCUAUUGUAACUGUCUGAUUUCAGUCAGAAAAGAAGUGUAAAAUAAUAUAGGGGGUUGGACAAUAUUGCUGAGUUUCUAACACCCCUUUAAAAGAUAAUAGUGAGAGGCUAGCUGUGGCUAUAAUGGUACUUAAAAUGCAUCACUAUGUGUAUACACUAAUUUGUUGCUCUUUUUUAUCUGUGUUAAUUAAUUAUUUUUAAGAAACUUUAUUUCUUUAGUUUCAGAUGUGUGUGAUUUUUUUGUUUUUUUUAAUACUGAAACAAGGUUUGAGGUCUUGUAAGGCCCUUAGCUUAAAAGGGAUUCUGUCACGUUAAAAUGUUUUUUUUUCAAAAUGCAUCUAUUGAUAGAUCUUUUCCUGCACUAAAAUACAAUUUACAAAAGGGCAAAUAGAUUUUUUUAGUUAAUUUUGAACUUUAACAUGAGACAAGCAAAUACCUUACUUUCCCAAGUACCCACAGCCAUGUGACUUUAGUCUCUCUUUACACCUGCACUGCAACCUUUGCUAAGGGCAGUGGCACAUGGGGAGAUUAGUUGCCCGCAAUAAAUCUUCACUAUUGCGGGCAACUAAACUCCCCGACAUGCCAUCCCACCGACAAGAAUGUAAAUCGUCGGUCAGACGGCAUACGCAUCGCUUCGGUUUUCCGAAGUUUCCUUGCGAGAGAUGGCAUGUUGGGGAGAUUAGUAGGCCGCAAUAGUGAAGAUUUAUCGCAGACAACUAAUUUCCCCAUGUGCCACUGCACUAUAUGAUUCAGAUGCCUGAACUAAUAGUUCCUCCAUGUUUCUAUGUUGCUGGUUUUGCUCUGUUUUGGGCUAAUAGCACUGCUGCUGACAUACUGUAUUUUAUUAAGUGGGAAAAAAUGGACAAACCUGCCUAUACUGCCUCCCAUUACUUUAGGGUGGCUUCAGGCAUUUUUCUGCCAGCUAAAAAACACUGUGGAAAAACUGCCCUAUGUUCCAUUAGCCUAAAUUAGCUUAUACAGUAAAAGAUAUAUAGAAAUAUAUACACAGAAUGCACGUGUAAAUAAUGGUAGAUUGACUUCCAUGAACAAUAACUCCAGAUCCUAAAUACAUUAUAGAUUGAGGGGCAGAUGUAGUGGCAGCAAAAAUAUAAUAAAUACAGUUAGAGGCAGUGGGAACUUUUAGCCCCCCAAAGCAUUAAAUACAGUGAGAAGCAAUGAGAACUUUAGCCCAAAUACUUAAGAGUUGAGAGGUAAUGAUUUCUAAUUUCCCAGACCCCUAUACCUUUCCAAAAGGCAGGUUACCUGAAGGCUGGUGAAGAUUUUAGCAUUAUAUAAAUCAGAAUGAAUUUAGAAAUUGUUUGCAUUGUUUAAUAUGCUCCCAUACCUAGUGGUAGAUAUGAGAACAGCACCCAAGCAGGAUAAAUUAUUGAAAAAGCCAAGUCCCAGUGCAACUUGGGAAAGAACACUGAGUAGGACCAAUAGUUUAUCUCAAAGCAGUUCUGUUGUGUAGUGCUGUCUCUUUCUGAAAGCUCAGAGUCAGGCAAAAUGCACUGAGAUGGCUGCCUACACACCAAUAUUACAACUAAAAAAAUACAUUUGUUGGUUCAAGAAUAACAUUUUAAAUGGUAGAGUGAAUUAUUUGCAAUGUGUAAUCUGUUCAUAUUAGUAAUAAACACUACACCAUCAAAAUCAUGACAGAAUCCCUUUAAUGUGCCAGGAGGUCAUUGCAGGGACCCCAAGCAUUAAAACUGAUCACAUAUGAAAUACUUGCAUUUUACUGAGAACACCACCACCACUUCAUGUUUGUAUGAGUUGCAGCUGCGAGGAGCACAGUAUGUCUGUAUGUAUAGGGAUUGUUUACGUGUAUGACUAGUUGGAUAUUCAUUUGUUUAGAGUUCUUUAUAAAACACUUAUGUACAUAACUAUUUUUGGUUUUGGUUUAAAGACUCCAAAACACCGUAUGACAGUUUCUACUGUGUUUAUGCCACAUUACAUCUACCUGUCUCUGUGGUGCCCAAAGCAAUGCUUCAUUAAUGACUUGUUGCCCACAUUUUGGUGCUGAGUAUUUCAAGAGGGGUAUGAAACAGACAUCUAUAUAUUCACAGCAGAACACACUGCUAGGCAUGUAAAAACAAUGUUAUAUAAUGGAGCUUUUUAAAUUAAUGAAUAGCCAGUUAUUCUGCACAGAAAUAUCUCUCUUAAUAUGGCUCAGCAAAUUCUCUCUCCCUCUUUCUCUAUAUAUAUAUAUUUAGAAGGCUGUUUUGUUUUCUGUUUGUUUCUACUCUUGUAAAAUUGUAUGUUUAAAUAUUCUGCUAAUGCCAAAAACGGGUGGAAGGGAAAAUUGCCAAAGAAGGAUGUAGAAAUAAAACAAAAAUACACCGGAAAAAA
This is a messenger RNA of Xenopus tropicalis (tropical clawed frog), 5054 nucleotides long. RefSeq names its product nuclear receptor subfamily 2 group F member 6 (gene nr2f6). Gene Ontology annotation, cellular component: nucleus. The record is from RefSeq and is a predicted model, not a curated record. The transcript has 5 exons. The coding region runs from base 268 to 1437 and encodes 389 amino acids. Lineage: Eukaryota; Metazoa; Chordata; Amphibia; Anura; Pipidae. Gene Ontology annotation, molecular function: DNA binding; DNA-binding transcription factor activity; sequence-specific DNA binding. Gene Ontology annotation, biological process: intracellular receptor signaling pathway; DNA-templated transcription; regulation of DNA-templated transcription.